Molecule: messenger RNA, 4924 nt
Organism: Anolis sagrei ordinatus
Lineage: Eukaryota; Metazoa; Chordata; Lepidosauria; Squamata; Anolidae
Gene: MALSU1
Product: mitochondrial assembly of ribosomal large subunit 1
Biological process (GO): negative regulation of ribosome biogenesis; negative regulation of translation
Cellular component (GO): mitochondrion
Molecular function (GO): ribosomal large subunit binding
Source: RefSeq, a predicted model, not a curated record
CCAGAGAGAGACCAAUCCUGGAAGCGUGAAGGUUCAUAAUAGAACGUCGGGGCCUCAACGUUCGGAGCCAUGUGGCGGGGUCUGCGCUGCUUGAGGCCGCUGCUCCUGGGCUUGGCUUCUGGGGAGGCUCCCGGGGCAGCGAGGAGGCCCGCCCGGGCGAUCGCCAGCGCCCCCCGCUCCCUUUCCUUCUUGGGGUCGCGGGAGCUCAGCAGCCUGGGAAGGCCGGAGCAGGUGGAGGCAGAGGCUGGAGCUGAACAGGCGGGCUUCCAAGCAGAGGAGGAAGGGAAUGAGCAGGAGCAGUUGGCUCGCCCAGAUCCUGGUCCUUCACGGUUCGGCUUUGAAGAUAUAGUGUCAUUUCUGAGACAAGAAAAUGCCAAAGACAUUUGCGCUAUCCAGUUGCCUCCAGAAAUGAGAUACAGCAGUUAUUUUGUCAUUGUCAGUGGAUCAUCUCCAAGGCACCUCCACGCCAUGGCACAAUACCUGAUAAAAAUGUUCAAGCAUUUGAAGACAGACUGUGAGCCUCAUGUUGUGAUAGAGGGGAAAGACACCGAUGACUGGUUGUGCAUAGAUUUUGGCCAUACUGUGGUCCACUUCAUGUUGCCAGAGACACGUGAAAUCUACGAAUUGGAAAAGCUGUGGACACUCCGAUCUUAUGAUGAUCAGCUAGCACAAAUGAUUCCCGAAUCUAUACCAGAAAACUUCAUACUUGGGAUGAAUUCAGAACAGGAAGAAUUAGCUUCUACAUAGAACAAAGGACAGUGAUUGGACAUUUGAUGACAAAGAGAGCAUAACUGUUGGCGGCAACGUGGUCACAAACUCAAAUAGCAAUCUUAUGGAUUAGAUGUGUACAAAAUAAUUUUAUAAAGAAAGCUUGGAUAUAAUGCCAAAAAAAGUAUCAUGGAAAGAAAAGGCCACACAUGGACGUAAGUUGGUGAGAAACUAGUCAUUGUUCCCAUCACAGUGACUUCUUUUGGAUAUCCCCUUUUAACAACUCAGAUUUGGUUGAUGGAAUUCUGUCAAAGUAAGAAGAUCAAAAGAAAUACAACUAUUUUGGGAGGGUUACUGAGUUAAUGUAGUAGCAAGAUAUACUGUAACUGAUACCUUGAAACAUGUUUGUCUCUACAAGGAUCAGGAUUGUUGAAUUCCAAGCAAGUUGUGGAUGUUGGAAAUAAAUAUGUAGUGGCCUUGCAUUAUUUAAACAGUGGUGUCAAUGUAAUGGCAAUCCUAUGAAUUUCAUACGCAAGGAAUGAGCCGGUUUGCCAUUUCUGGCCUCUGUAGUACACCCUAAAAGAAAUUGGUAUUUCUUAGUCGUCUCCCUUCAAAGUACUAACUAGGAAUGAUCCUUCCUAGUUAGCUUCAAAAACCAGGUGGAUCUCGUGCCUUCCAAGUAUUUGUGUACAUGUGCUUUCGAGUACAUGCUCCCUUACAGUGACAUUAAGUGUUUUUCUUAGUCAAGGAACACCCAGGAAGUGGUUUUGCUGCUUCCUUCCCCUUGCUAUGUAGGCUAUCUUCAGUUCCUGGUAUUUGUUGGUCAUCUCCCAUCUUCAUUCCCGGCAUGGAGGAAUGUCAGUCUUCAUUUUGGUGCCCUGUGGGUAUCACCAAGUUAGAGGGGUGCAAGGUCUGUGCUAUUUCCUCUCCCCAGUGUGCCAUAUAAUCAGACUAUGCCGCUUCCCAAAUUAGAAGCGACAAUUGAUUACGCAGGAAGAAAGCCACUGGGUAAUCCAUAACGUAGGGAACGUUCCAGGCAACUUCAGGUAACAUGGGUCAAGGCUCUGUGAUGUCAGAUCAGAUCUAUGUAUUGCAUAAUGGGUAUGGGGCUGAUAUGGUACCUCUGAGCCAUAAUGUAAGAUUGACUUACUGAGAACAAUGGCACCUAGGUGUUGUUUACAUCUCAUUGAUUCAUACAGUAGUAGCAAUAAAAGCCAUUAUUACUCCAGUAAUCCCAUGCAAAGGUAGGGUUUGUCUCUAUGUGUAUUUAAUAUUAGACCUCAUCAGCCAUUUUUCAGAAAAACUCCAACCACUCAAUACCCUCUUCCUGAAAACAAGUAUAAGGGGGUUUGAGACUGUUCUGGAACUGCCCAAGGAGUUUUUAAUGAAGGGAAGUGUUAGAUGUAAUCAGCCCUAUAUAUAAAGGGAGGGCUUGAUCUAUAGCUUGAAAAUAUCCUAAAAAGCAAAACUUUUAUAUAAAUUGUCCAAAUCCAGGGAGUGGGGUGAGCUCCCGUUGUUAGCCCCAGCUUCUGGCAACCCAGCAGUUUGAAAUCAUUCAAAUGUGAGUAGAUCAAUAGGUACUGCUCUGGCAGGAAGGUAAUGGGGCUCCAUGCAGUCAUGCCGGCCACAUGACCUUGGAGGUGUCUAUGGACAACGCUGGCUCUUCGGUUUAGAAAUGGAGAUGAUCAACCCCCCUUCCCCCGAGUCGGACAUGACUAGACUUAAUGUCAGGGGGAAACCUUUACCUUUUAUUGUCCAAAAAAGAGGGGAAAGUCUUAUAAAACUUAUGUAUGGGACUAUUUUACUGCCUCAACCAAACCAACAUCCACCAUAUUCGAGUUAAGCCAAGAUUGAAAAGUUUAUUAUCAGAAAAAAACUUUCCACUGUCCAACCCAUGCCAAACAUCACAGAGCAGAUACAAUUUACCAAUACAGUGAUGUUGCAAAAUAAGACUUAAUUUGUCCUAUAGGCCAUUCAACUAUCACCGUGAUCAUAAUUUGAAAUUGAAUUCCGACGAAACAGAGGUACUCCUGGUCAUUCAGAAGUUGGAUCAGGUAUGGGAUUAAAGCCUGUGUUGGAUGGGGUCGAACUCCCCUGAAGACCCAGGUUCGCAGUCUGGGGGUGCUCCUGGAUUCAAUGUUUAACCACCCCAGGUGUUGGCAGUGGCUAGGAGUGCCUUCACACAAAAACAUGUACGCCAGCUGUGCCCAUACCCUGAGACACCAGAUCUGGCCAUGGUAGUCCACGCCUUAGUCACAUCCCACUUGGACUACUACAACGCUCUCAACGUGGGGCUGCCUUUGAAGAUAGUUCAGAAGCUUCAACUAGUCCAGAGAUCAGCAGCCAGGUUACUAACUAGAACGCCGUUCAAGGAGCGGACAACUCCCAUGUUACGGCAGCUCCACUGGCUGCUGGUCCAAUUCCGGGCUAAAUACUAAGUGCUGGUUCUUGCCUAUGAAGCCCUAACUGGUUUGGGCUCAGCGUAUCUAUUAAACGGCAUCUCCUUGUACAAACUUGCCUGGGCUUUUCAAUCAGCUGAGGAGACCCUACUCUCGGUCCCACCCCCAUCUCAAGCACAGCUGAUGUGAACGAGAGAGAGGGCCUUCUCAGUAGUCACACCCCAACUUUGGGAAUGGCUUCCUCAAUGCGAUCAAAAUGGCCCCCUCCAUACUCACUUUUAAAAAGCAACUAAAAACAUUCUUAUGCUCUGAAGUAUAUAACAAGGAGGAAAAGAGCUUGCAACACUGAUAAAUGGAACAGAAAGGAAAUGGAUCUGGCCCUCUAGCUUAGCUGGCUUUUAAUGGUGUAAAUGAUUAUUGAAUGAUAAGUACUUAAAUUACUUAUUUUUUCAUUGUGUAAUGUAUCACAUUGUUUGUUGUUUAUAUUCUGUUUUAUACAGGCAUUGAUUGUUUGCUUUUAUUAUGUUGGAAGCCACCCUAGUGGGCGACAAAGUAUUAUUAUAAUCUGGAAGGGGAAAAAAAGUCCACAUAGAUCUGACAAUAGUAGGAGUUAAACUCUUUAUUUCAUUCAGAGGCAUCUGGCAAGUGAAGCUGCAUUGGGGGCACAUUACAGAGGAGAAAUGACCAACACUUUUGUGAAAACUGAAAUCAUUUACAGAAUCACGUCCGAGCUAUUUCCAAGUACUCCAAAUUACCAAGUCUCAACUGAAUGUAAAAGACAUGAUUUUUUUUACCACACUAAAGUCUACAAAUUUAAGAAAAAAAUGACAAUAUUUAAAUCAGCAAAUGUAAAUUCAGCACUAAAUUUUGUAAAAUAAAACUGUUAUGGAAAACAAUCAACUUAAUCUUUUCCCCCCAAUAUUAACAAAAAGAUAUUGGACUCCUGACAAAAAUGACUGUCUCAUACUUAGUAAUUGUAAGGAAAAAAAAUCUAAUCGUCCAAAAGAGGGGAAAAGGCUUCCAUUUUUUUCCUUCUGCUAAACUAAAACAUAAAUUUGUGGUUUUAAAACCAAUUAGUAAAGAAAAGAUGGAGUAAAUUAAAAAACAAAACAAAACACCAGACCAUUUUUUUUCAAAAUUUAUCUAACCUGUACAAACAAUGAUCUUUGGGAAAAUGAUCUAUUCUAUGUAGAAAUGCCUCUAUUUUCAUAUCAAUCUAAGAGGUAGAUCAACAAAAUGGUGAAACAAGCGUUUUUUUGUUUUUGCUAGUUGUGCCCCUCAACAUCAGUGCAGCGUAGCAGUUCCAAUCUUCUCAUGCACAGAAACAUCACAAACAAAAGGGUCCGAGGUAAUAAUAGCAUGGCUUUGUGCACACGGGCGGGCGCGCACACGCACAGCAGUCUUUAUGCACCAUGUGUUGCCACAUCUGUUAAAACUGAGGUAGACUGAAGUUUAUUGUAGAAACUUGAAUGCACAUUACCACAAUCAUGAUUCAAAUUACAUUCUGAAAUCAAAAUAAUAAUAAUAAAUUUGGUAAUUUUCCUGUGAUCCCUGCCUUUGUUUUUUUGAUAAGUUUCCUUACUCCUUUUCCUUUUGUGGUGGGCUGCAGAAUGUGCAUAAAUCCUGCUGUAUGUUAUUUUGUAAGCCAAGCCUGAGGUUGUAUUAAUUCAUUUUUCGUCGUUUUAAAAAAAACAAAACACCUUUGAAGUGGCUUAGUAUGGCCCUUAAUCGCGGCUGGAUAUGUAAACUUAGCCUUUCAUUACCUUUAAAUGGGAUCAAACCGUGUCUGAUCUCUCCUCCCCUGCCCAAUAUUCACG